UUAGAAUAUAUCUACAUCUAGUCAGACAUAGUCACAGUGAUGAGUGAUAUAGAUCUAGACUAGUGACUAGAUGUAGUACAUGAUUACAAGUUGAAACUCAAAUGUAGCUGAAGUAUUUCUAAAGAUGAUUAUUUAGACUAAGUGCGUGCGUACCUUGUUGAGUGUAUUACGACUGCGAGUUCAGGACAUGAACAUCACGUUACGAGAUUGAACAGGUUCUUAACAGGAACACAGACUCAAUGACCAAGUUGACUCAAGAAAAAAAUACCACUAAAGUAAAAUUAAACAGCACUAAAAAAAACUGCAGCAUUCAGACUUGUUCAAAAGCUAAUUGAAAAUAUGAGCCUUAUCAUUGUACUAAUUUGUGGCUAUCUGGUUACCUCUUUAGCUGAUCAAAAUGUUCACAUCAUGUCUAUCGAUUCUAGUGAUAGAAGAUUAAUAAAUGAUGAUGACUAUAUGAAGAACAGAGAAGCAAUGAUAACCACAGAAAAGAAAAUGCGAAUAGGAGGGACUUUAUCACUUGAUGAUAAUGAACAGGCUGUCAAUAAAACAAUUAUGCUGGAAAAAAUAAAUAUGAUUGAAUUUAGUAGAGUCAACCAUUCUCAAUACAUUCCAUCUAUGAGCUUCUAUAAAGUCAAACCAUUGAUUGAGAACUCAAAACUACUCAAGAUAAUACGCAACAUGCCUAAAGGUGGGGCCCUGCAUGUCCAUGAUUUGUCAGGUGUAAGCCUGGAAUGGUUGAUACAAAAUGCUACAUACAGAGACAAUAUAUAUAUGUGUGUAAACAGUCAAAGCUACAUUAUAUUUAAAGCUUUCAAGAGCCCACCUCAAAAUCCAGAUUGUCCUUGGAAGUCUGUGAAAGAGGAGAGAGCAGCUGCUUCAUCACCUGAACAAUUUGAUGCCUCUUUGAGACAUAACCUAAGUUUAAUGAUAAGUGAUCCAGUGGAAACAUUUGCAGACAACAAUAAAGCUUGGGACAGAUUUAAAAUUUUCUUUGCCCAGGUUGCCAAUCUAAUCUACUAUGUGCCAGUCUUCAAAGAUUAUCAGUACAGGUUGUUGGAAGAAUUUAAUGCAGACAAUGUUCAGUAUCUAGAACUAAGGACCAGUCUACAGGGAUUGUAUGAUUUGAAUGUCCCUGAAUAUGAUGAAGAGUAUGCUUUACUGCUGUUGAAAAAUAUAACUGAAGAUUUUAUGAUACAAAAUCCAGAAUUUAUUGGAACUAAAGUCAUCUUCUGUGGUGGAAGAUAUGCCAACUCUUCAGUUAUCUUGGAAAAUGUCAAGAAAGCAAUGUAUCUCUAUCAGAAAUAUCCAGACUUCCUGGCUGGCUAUGACUUGGUGUCAGAUGAGGAAUGGUACCAUACAUUGUUGUACUACAAGGAUGCUUUGCUGUAUCCAUCUCAACAGACUCCACCGUACAAGUUACCAUAUUUUUUUCAUGCUGGAGAGACUGAUUGGCAGGAUACUGAGGUGGAUUACAAUUUAUUUGAUGCAAUUUUAUUAAACACAACACGAAUUGGUCAUGGUUAUGCCUUGUCCAAGCAUCCCUUCCUGGCCAAGUUAGUAAAGUCACGACAGAUUGCUGUGGAGGUGAAUCCUAUUUCAAACCAGCUUUUGAGACUUCUAACAGACUUACGCAAUCACCCCAUGAUAGGACUAAUGUCUGAUAACUUUCCAAUUGUCAUCAGCUCUGAUGAUCCAUCUUCAUGGGGAGCAGAUCCACUGUCACAUGACAUGUACAUGGCAUUCAUGACAAUGUCAGGAGAAGAUGGUGAUUUGACAUUCUUGAAACAACUUGCGAUGAACUCUCUUCAAUUUAGUUCCAUGAGCAGUAAUGUCAAGCAGAAAGCAAAGAAGAAAUGGGAAAUACGCUGGAAUACAUUUAUCAAACAGUUUUCUUAAUUCUGUUAGAAAAAUUCACUCUCUUAAUAUUUACUUAUUAGUAUUGGAUACAUAUUUUUAAAACAUUUUAUUUCUUUUAUACAAGUGUAUAACCUUGGCCUUGGAAUUAACUAAUUAGAGCUACUUUGUAUUAAUUUUGUAUGAAUAGUCAAUGCCAGUAAUAUAAGAAACUAUAUUGAGACUACAUUUUUUUUUCUUUGUCUAGCCAUUUUAAAAGAUGUAAAAUAUAUAUAUAUAUAUUAAGCUUGCACCAGAUAGUUGCUCUGGCUCCAGCCAUUUUUCACUUUCCGUCCAUUUCCGGCUCCAGUAUAAUAUCACUGCAGGAUAGUUGGCCAGAUAGUAAAAAGUACACUGUAGUAUCUACCUGUCUAGUGGUGAGGGUCUAUCUCCCCCCCCCCCUUUUCCCUCAUUUGUUUAGCCCAUCACAUUGAGUUAAUAAGAUAGACAAUUAACAUUACCACAACAUGCUGACUCUGUCUAGAGGUCAUAAAAAACUGAGUUGGCUUACUUAGAGAUAAAUCUCAAUUAGGAGCCUACAGUAGACAACACACCCCUACUAGAGUGCAGGACCUUUUCUUACACAAACUACGAGUAUAGUACUAUAUUUCAUUAGUGAUGAGAACUUAACUCAAUUUUAAAAUAUUAAAAUGUAUCAAAAUUUAAAAAAAAUAUAGUUGGAUUAAAAUUUAAUCUCCAAUUUUAAAAAAAUAGUUAAACUAAACUAUAGAAAAAUUAAACUUUGAAAACUUUUCAUAAUUUGUGUGUGUGUGGUUUGUUUUGUCUAGAACUAGCUAAUCUAUCUGUAGGCCCACGAUUCAAUAUAUAAUUCUGUUAUCGUAUAAAUCUUUCUCCACAAUAAAAUCAUAAAUAAGGAAAAUGUUUCUUAAAUACAUUCUUGCAAAUAUAGUUGGAUUAAAAUUUAAUCUCCAAUUUUAAAAAAAUAGUUAAACUAAACUAUAGAAAAAUUAAACUUUGAAAACUUUUCAUAAUUUGUGUGUGUGUGGUUUGUUUUGUCUAGAACUAGCUAAUCUAUCUGUAGGCCUACGAUUCAAUAUAUAAUUCUGUUAUCGUAUAAAUCUUUCUCCACAAUAAAAUCAUAAAUAAGGAAAAUGUUUCUUAAAUACAUUCUUGCACAUAAAAUAAAACAAAGAUAUGCUUGUGUGGCUGUAUGUUUUAUGUUAAAUUAAAACCUUUAAAAAAAAAAGGCUACUUUCAUUUUUUAAUUCUAUUAACUUUUUAUAAAAUGGAAAACUUUACAGCUAAGUUUAAAAUCUCAGAUAAGAAAUUGAUCCAGAUCUCUACACUUAGACCUAGUAACCUAAGAAAAAAAAUAUGUGGGGUGUUAAGAAACACUUGAUCUCUGUAACUAGUGUAAGGGUGCAAUAGAUCUACAUGCUUGACUAACAAUGCCCAUGUGUUAUUUUCUUGCCUUACCACUCAACAUACAAAAAACACUAUUGUAUCACCAUCAUCAACUAUACAUACUACACUUGGCCUGCAAGUGUAGGUCUAUAAUAUAUCUGACCAGGUUGUUAAAAUCAGUCAGACACACAGUUUAUUUACUUUUUCGGUAGGGUGCUCUUGCAUCCAUAUGUAGAUCUAGACUGGGCUAGACCUUUAGCACCAUCUAAGGUUGAAACUAGAAAUAGGUGUUCUUGCAUGUUCCUGCUGUUAAUAAAAUACUGUUUGCUGCAAAUGAAUUAAUCUAAACCACUAAAUAUUGACCUACAACAUUUCAGGUUCUAAUUGUAAACUAGCAGCCGCUAUCAGUAUCAAGCCCUACACGCCUAAAGCGGUCCAUGCUGGCAUUUAAAAUACAUGCCUGAUGACCAGUUAAUGGUAUGAAAUAUGUGAAUGCAUACAUCUACCCACUAUAGAAUAAUAGUAAUAUUAGAUUUGUAAAAGAGUUUAAACACAGUAAGGUAAAUAAAUGUAAAAAAAAUAUUAUCAUGAAUAUAGGUAUAGAUUUGCAAAAUUUUCAGCACCUCAUAACACAAACUAUAUAAAAGUCAUGUAACUCCAGCUGGAUGUCAAAAAGUACUAUUGGUGCAACCCUAAUAUAUAUAUAAAUAUAUAUAGAGAGAGACAUAGAAAGAAAAUUAUUAACAUUCUCUAAAAUUACUGUUUUUAUUGCCUACUAAAUUAUUUUGUGGGAAAUAAGCACAUACUUUUAAAUUGUGAUCACUUUUAAUAUAUGUAUUUUUAACCCUACACCACUCAUUUUUGGACAGUAUAAUUGAUAUUGUCAGAUUCUGUAUUGUUAAAACUUCAAAAAAAAAUGAUUUCUAUGAUACACUGAGGUCAAAAUCUGAUAGAUUUUCUUUAAGAUUUUGUUUUUAUUUUGGCACAAUUUUGUAAAUAAAUAUUAAUAAAUUUACUGUUAAGGCCUGUAUAAAAAAACAUUCCCAGUGGCUGCUAUAUUUGUGUUGCAAUGAUUUCUCUGUACAAUAUUAGUAUAACUUUGUCUUUGUAGAGUGUAUUUCAAUGAAAGAUAACUGUGAUAUGAUAACUGUGAAGACACAAAUAAUUGCUAAAAAACUGGUCAAUUCAAUUUUACCAUUAACUUAAAAGAUUUUAUUAUAUCUAUAUGUUAUGCUUGUAUUUAUCAAUUUAUCAUACUUGUACAUUUAGAGAGGUAGAAAACACCAUUUCUUGAUCUCAUUUGAAGUGUUAUUGUAAUAGACUAUGUUGAUAUGAUUAGCCUAGUGAUUGUGAUUCUUGGCUCAUACAGUUCUAAUGGUUGACCUUACUCUAACUGGCUAUGCAGAGUGAUUGACAUAAAAAUAAAAUACCAUUCUUGUACCUAUUUUUACCAUACCUCUAUUCAAAUAACGCUUAAUAGAGGCUGCAACCUGGACAUUGAUCUCAAAAAAAGCUUGAACUAUUUUCCUAUAAGUUUAACAGUUGAUGUACAUUGCGUUAAGUCUGUCCUUCUAUACAGUUCAGAAACUUAGAGAAUCACUAAAACAAAUAUGGAAAAGCUCCAGACCUUUGUUAACAGAUGCUUACACCGGAUAUUAGGAAUUAGGUGGCCAGAAAAUAUAACUACUAUCGAUUAGUGGGAGAGAAAAGCCCAUAGUCCAAGACAUCACAAAACGAAAAUGGAGCUGGAUAGGAAACACCCUGCGAAAACCAGCUACCUAUGUUGCAAGGCAGGCACUUGACUGGAACCCACAAGGAAAGUGAGCAGACCCAAGCAAACCUGGAAGAGGCCAGUCAUCAAUGAAGCUGAGGGUACUGGAAUGACAUGGGAGCAGAUGAAGAAAGCUGCUCAGAAACGAGUACGGUGGAGAGGUGUGGUUGCGGCUCUAUGCUCCCCUGGGAGUGCACAGGAUUAAGUAAGUAAGUACAUUGUGGAGAAAAGACUCGUUUGCCACACUGGGAAUACUCUAGUUUGACCGUUAUAAUUUUUCAAAGUAAAAAAAAAAAAGAAACAAAUUUAAAUUUGGCUAGAGAACUAGAUCUAGAUGAAACAUAUUGAUUCAAGAGUUUAAUAAAUUAAUGUUCAGGAAAAGUUUGCGUAUCGUAUUUUAAGGCUAUAUCUAAAUGCCUAUCAUUGUAAUAUUAUAAAGUGUAGUAGAUCUAUACUUUCACUUAGCCAGGAGACUUUCUCAUGGAGAAAGGUUGGGGGGGGGGGGGGGAAUGUUCUAUUGUUUUUUAAUCAACAGAAAAACAAUCGCUCUCUAAGUUGUUUGAAGAGGUAUUGUCUUUUGAAACAAAGUAUUUGUAAUGUUUUUCUUGUUUUAAAUUUAAGCUCAUGAUUUUGUUGCAUUACUUGCAUACCAUGACAUAGACUCUCUAGUGCUAAUAGGCUUUAAAUAAAAACGUUCUGGAAAAUCAAUAAUAAAACGUGUAGGCUACAUGUA
Messenger RNA from Biomphalaria glabrata, 5765 nucleotides. RefSeq names its product adenosine deaminase AGSA-like. Lineage: Eukaryota; Metazoa; Mollusca; Gastropoda; Planorbidae. The record is from RefSeq and is a predicted model, not a curated record. Gene Ontology annotation, molecular function: adenosine deaminase activity. Gene Ontology annotation, biological process: adenosine catabolic process; inosine biosynthetic process. Bases 340 to 1899 code for a protein of 519 amino acids. The transcript has 13 exons.